UAUUCAGUUUAAAUUUAUGACUUAAUCCUCUCAGCCUCCUUUUUGUCCCUUUCUGAUAAAUAUUUUAGAUAAUAGUCAUUCGAACUUCCUUGCCUUUUUAAAUCACUUUCUAAAGAAAUCAUAACGCCAUAAUAGUGACUUUGAAAAAGUAAUCAGUCAGUCACAACAUACCGUUAAAGUUAAAUAUUCGUAAUUAGCUUUAAUAAUAAAAUUCUAUUUAUUAAAUUAUCAACUCUAUAUUAAUUUAUUCAAUUUCUUCCAUGAUUUUUAACGACUUUCGACGUGGAUUAAACCAACAACAAUGUGCAAAGAAAUGCUGAAAACCAUCAAUAGCAGUGCUUCAAAAGACUUCUAUAAGAUCGUGACAGUCGACGAAUCAUAGAUGCGCAUAAACUUGAAACUGAACGGUUUGUUCUAAAUGAUCAGGGCCUGUGCACUGGAAUAGUAGAAGUUCAGGACGAUUUUCAACGCCAUCUAUGUUAUCGGUUUACAUCUAAAAGCUUACUUUUUGGUGUUUUAUUUUUAAAUGUUUGUCAAUCUGGAUUCUGAAACUAAGUUGCAAUCAUGCAUCGAGAAACGACCAAGAUUAUUGGAUGAACAACGUCCAUCUUGCAAAGGUGUUUGAUAUUGUUUGUUUAUUAGCUAUUUGCAUUUUUGUGCAUUUAAAACUUAUUAUUUGUUGCGAAUUGUGGUGUCGCGUUUACUUACUCAAUAUGAGUAAACGAGUAAAGGCCUGUUGUGUACCAGGAUGCACGAAUAAGCAAGCGAAAAGACAUUCCAUUCCUACCAAUGAAGACGUUUGCAGAAUUUGGUUGCAAAGAAUAAAUAACCCCAAGUUAAUGCUUGCAGAUACAGUAUUAUCAUCACAUAGAAUAUGUGAUAUUCAUUUUGAACCAAUUUGUAGAAACCCCAAUGGCAGGUUAAAAAAAGUUUCCCUGCCAACUCUACUUUUACCUGGUUACAAAAAAGGUGAAAAUGAUAUUUUUUGGAUACAGGAGCAACCAUCUUCAUUUUCAACUCCAAAAAAGCUGAUAGAAUUGAUUGUAAGGACUAGUUCCUCUAUCAACAUCUUUUCUGGCAAUAGCCCAAUAGAGGGAACAAAAAAACCUGUUAAGGUGUACACAAGGAAGCGAUUAUUUCAAGCUCUUGUUGAAGAACCUUGUAGCUCCUCGAGUAUCCUGUAUGAACCAUCAAUAUCGACUAAUAUGGAAACAAAUAAACUUGGAGGACACUCGACUGUGACAGAUAUACUUGCGAGUUUUCCAUUAGGCCAGACAUCUUUGACCCCAUCUACCUCCACUGAGUUGAAAGUUCAAAUCCCUAUUAGAGUAUAUGGACGAAGAAGUCAGCCCUUCAUAGACUCUGAAACUUCAUUUAUGCUUCAACCGUCAACUUCUCAAGCUGUCGAUGACGUACUAGACCCUCCAGUAGCACCAUCAAAAGACCGAGAGGAUAUGAAGCAAACAGUAAUUAAGGACGAAAUCGAGAUUCACGAUGAUUUUAUUUGCAAUACGAAAGUCAAACAAGAAUUGAGUGAUGAAAUUUAUAGUGUCGCAUUUCAAAAUGUAAAUACAAUUAGUACGCGUCCUAUUAAACAAGAAAUAAGUGACGAUCUAAACACAAUUCAACUAUUUGAACAAUCUAUGGUCACCAUAAAAACAGAGGAAUGUACUAAUAUGGUUGAUAAACCCAAAAUUCCAAACAACUUUGAAUAUUCCAGAAUAAAAUCUGGAAAGGAAACUAAAUCACAAGGGUUGCAAAAAUGUUUAAAACAUCUGAUUCUGAAUAGUAUCAAUGGGAUUAUAAUCUGUGAGUCGUGUGGAAAUUUAUACACGAAACGAAUAGAAUUCAUUCGGCACUUUUCUACAAGUCAUUAUAUGAAGAAGAAAUUUUACCAGACAAAUAAAUGUUCUAAAAAAAAGGAAAAAACAGACACUGCUGUUAACAGAAAUGUCGAUGUGGAUGUUAAAAAUGAAACAGUUGAAGAUGAUUGGAAAAAAGAAGAUAUUAGAUUUGCUGCUAACUUCACGUCAAGUAUAUAUGAAUGUCAGAACUUGAAGAGAAAUGAUGCAAACGCAACGAAAAACUUCCUCAAAUGUGACAUUUGCUUAAAAAAUUUUUCGCCCAAAAGUCGUCUGAAAACGCAUUUGCGUAGUCACACUGAAGAGAAGAGAAAUUCACACGUUCGUACUCACACUGGAAAAAAUGUGACGUUUGUUCAAAAACUUUUUCACAAAAAGGUUACUUGAAGACACAUUUAGGCACGUGUGAAAAAAACCAUUCAAAUGUGGUGUUUGCUUAAAAACUUCUCCACAGCAAAUAAUAUGAUACUGAUUAUACGACACUUUCCUAUAAUCUACAAGGUGUUUCUUAAUGCAACAAAUUCGGGAAUGAGUAGAUAACGUAAAAAUAAUGCUGUGACAAAAAAAUUCUCAAAACGACCCCUCGUUUCUGAGUUAUAGACAUUUAAUGUUGCGAAAUCAAAACUAAUUUUCAAAAUUAUAAAUUCGAACAUUAUGAAUUUUUAACGGACGAUGCUCAUGCCCAAUUUUGGUUGAUUUAAAUAAGAUGACUGAAUAUGAUUGUUUAUUUUAUAUAAACAUUAAUUUUUUGACUUACCACUUGAUCUUCUUUUGUUCCUUUCCUACUAACACUCGUCUUUUGCGCCGGCGCCGUUGAAUUUGCACUAUGCGACAGGAGGAAAUGAGGUGAUUUCAUCAACAAUGCAGUGCCUCAAUGAACCUAUAAAAGAUUAAUUGAAAAAAAGACAAUUUAAUUUUAUUAUUUUAAAUAAAGUAUCACUUUUUAUAACUU
Messenger RNA from Diorhabda sublineata, 2814 nucleotides. RefSeq lists its product as uncharacterized. The record is from RefSeq and is a predicted model, not a curated record. Lineage: Eukaryota; Metazoa; Arthropoda; Insecta; Coleoptera; Chrysomelidae. The coding region runs from base 594 to 2249 and encodes 551 amino acids. The transcript has 9 exons.